CCGACGUUUGCCAACUAAAAAAAUCCCAAAAUUAAUGACAUUGUGGAGUAGAUGCGUAUGAAAAAGGGGCACUGGAUCGAUGAAAGGGGAUCACUCCAAGGACGUCGGAACGAAGCGACACCAUUGAAGCUCCAAUUCACAAAUCUUUUUUCUGCCACACACACUCAAAAAUCGGCGGGUGCCCGACCUUGGAAGGGUAAUAUUGAUAUUGAAAUUGAAUAUUUCGCUACUCUCUUCAUCAUUCCAUAUAACCCUAACUCGGAGUAGCAGUCCAUGAUUUCCUCAGUUUGAAGUUCGAAAACAAGCGAAAACUUCCCAGAGUAGCAGCCGCACAUCGAAAUCAUAGAGCAACGGAUCAGAGGUGGAGGUAAAAAUAGCUGGAUAUAUACAUAUUUACAAAGGUAUGCGCCUUACCCCCUCAAAGCAGUUGUCUGUAGCGUGUCUGGAUCUGUACCCCAACUGUGGGCCUUCUACCCUUUCGUAGUUUUUUAUGUGCUUGAAAUGGGGGUUUAGGGGUUCAAGUGCCGAAGCUGGGUUAUAUAACUUUUUUUCGGAUCUAGGGUUUGAGGGGUUGCGAUGUGAUGAUACGGAAAAGGUUUCAGGGAAUGGCGGAAAAUAUAGGAGAGAAGGAAGAGGACUCUAGGGUUUCACAAGUGUCGAAUAUGGCGGGGAGUAGUAAUGGCGCGGAGUCAGGGUUUGAGGAAACGCAGGGUCGGGAUGAGAAGUCGUAUGUGAGGACAAGGAGAAGGCCGCACAGAAAGCUCAGGCUCCUCGAGGAUGAUGAGGAUGAUGACGUGGGUGUUUUUGGCGAGGGGUUUUGUUUUCAGGAAGGGAGGUCUGAAAUGGAGGAGGGCAAGGGGAACCUCGUGAGUCCCACUAAAGGGGCUGAUGAUGGCCGGGAAAUUGAUGCCGUUCCUGUGGCGAAGGUUGAACACCAUGAUGCCUCGGUUGGGGUUGACGUGGGUGGCCGGUGUGCGGAGUUUGGAAUUUCAGACGAGAAAAAUGAGGCUGAUAUGGGUAGUUGGGAUGCAGAUUUUCGGGUUUCAAGCAAGGCUGAUGCGGAGGACGGGUGCUCAGGGUUCGGGGUUUUGAGCAACAAUUUAGAGGAUGACGUGGCUCCAGAAUUGGGGGUUUUAAGGUGUAGUAAUGAUGAUAGGAGUACGGAGUGUGAAAUGUCAAGUGAGAAUGCCAAUAAGGCUGACGUGGAUGACAAUGAGGAUAAUGCAAUUGCAGAGCGCAGGACUUCAGGGAAGGAGAAUAAAUGCGAUGUAAAUGCAUUGCUUUUAGUAGAGAAAAAUGAGGCUGAUCUGGAUGAUGCGCUUUUGUUAGAGAAAAAUGAAGAUUUGGGCGAGAGGAUGGCAUUUCAGAUAAAUGAGAAAGUGGACGAGAAGUUUCCAAGGAGAAAAACUACAAGUCCAGUUAUGGAGGGAGACAAUGGGAUUGUAGAAUUUAGGCUUUCAAGGGAGAAAAGUGAAGCUGAUGUAGAGGAGAGAUCUGAUAAAAUUUUGGAUUUACAACUUCCAAAAAAGAUAAAUGUAGUCGAUGCUGAUGGCAUUUAUGAUGGGAGUGCAGAAUUAGAGAUUCUAAGAAACAAAAAAAAGGUUGCCGUUGACGAUGGAACUGAUGGUUGUAGGAUUUUAAGGAAAAGGAAAAGGGUAGGCCGUGAUGAUGUAACUGGCAGGGAACAUGGAAAUGCAAAACUUUUGCUGGAAAGGAAGAGGAGGAGAAGGGUGGCUGAUAAUGAUCAGAACAAGGGGAAGGAAGACAAUGUUUUGCAGAAGAAGCUUGUAGAGGAUGGUAAGAUUGACAGGAAAUCAUCAAUAGUUGAAGUAAAGAAAUCAUUGAACCGAAAGUUAGGAGGAGCUUCAAUUAUUGAGGCUUCUGAGGUUGAUCACCACGUGCAGAAGUCAUCUGGUAACUUAGAAGAGGCUGCCAGUGGGAAAAAAUCCGAGAAAAAACUAAGGGAGAGCAGAAUAGAAAGGCUGUCAAUGGGAGCAAAAAAGUUUGACCAUGGAAUAUCAAAUGGUGCUGGUAUGGAAUCUCUAAUUGAGGGGAUUCUAUUAAAGCCUAAUUCAGGGGGGACUCCAGGGGAUGGUCGAAUUCAGAGAAAUAAGUCAGGGAUUGGAGUUGUAUCCACUGUGAUGGAUGACCAUGAAACUAAGAGUACAAAACAUUUAAAACAGAGCAGAGUUGGGGCUGGGAAUGCACAACUGGGAAGCAGAUCAAUGGAUCGGGAUAGUUUAAGAAGGAAAAAAUCAGAUUUAAAAGGUAAAAGCAUUGCUGCUUCUGUAAGCCCAACACGUGACAGUUUGUCUGUUUUGAAUUUGCAAAAGCAAAAGAAAAUGUUGAAAAGCCCACCAACUUUGCAAAGGGAAUCAAAAAUUGCAAAGGAAAGAAAAACUUCAGUGCCACAUUUGACAGAGGAAAUAAAGAGACCGAAGUCAUCUUUGGCAUCAGAAGAAAAAACACCAGCAGCCUUGUUUUCAAAGGAAACAAAAGCUAUGCAAAGGAUAGCAAGGUCUGAGGAUCGCAGGAGAUUGCGUGAACGGUUAAGAGAUGCUCUUUUGGCUGCAGGGUGGAAAAUUGACUUGAGACCUAGAAAGGGAAAAAACUACGAUGACAAUGUUUACAUUUCACCUUUAGGAACAUCUUUCUGGUCACUUCCUAAAGCAUGGAAUGCUUUGAAAGGUAGUCUGGGGAAGAACAAUGAAAUAUCGGAAGAAAUUUCUGGUUCAUUGGAAGAAAGCAAAGAGGCAGAAACAUCAAAACAUGUAGACAGAGUUAAUGGAGGUGACGAUGGUGCUUCAAACAUGCUUAUGAUUCAGGUAAUUGAUGAAGACCUUAGUUUAUUACAGCGGAAGAGGAGGAGAAUAAUGGAAGAUGGUGAGAGGAAAAUUGGUAAGGGAAAGAAAAAAAAGAAGUCUUCUCAUGAAGUAGACAGUGAUGGAAUAAUGACAUCUGAUGUCAAACUCAAAAAGAGAGAUGAAAGGGCAAACAAAAUCAGGAAAGAUGGUAAGAGAGUAAAAAUGCAGAAGUCUUUAUGCAAAGCAGACAGUGAAGAUACCGAUUUAACUGAUGUUAAAUUGAAAGUAAUAAAGAAAAAGUUCAGAGUUGGUGGAUUGGAUGCCACAACUCCAAAUUCAAAGUUUUCAGAUAAAAUGAACAUAAAUGACAAGAUGACUCAUCAAUCUCAAGUUAAAGGAUCUGGUUCAGCACAAAAUAUCUAUUUGACUCCUCUUUCUGGUCAAAAACACAUAAAGAGAAGGCUGCAUGGGGACUCUGAAAGGAAGCAGUCAACAUCAAAGGCAUUGUCUAAUCAUAAUCUGGUAAAAAGUGGUUCAUCACAAGUGAAAAAGAACAAAAGUCGGAGGGGAGGUUGUGGUUUGUUGGUUCGCAGCUCUAAAAAAGGGGACAAACGUGAGCAAGGGGUAUCAACUGUUAUUAAACGGACUGUUAUUUCCUGGUUGGUUGAUGUUGGCAUUGUGCCUGAGAAUGAAUGUGUGCAGUAUUGGAAUAAGAAAGGUACAAGAAUAAUGCUGGAGGGCUGGGUUCGAAAGGAUGGUAUUCUUUGUGAAUGUUGCAGCAAGGUGAUUUCAGUAUCAAAGUUUGAAGAUCAUGCAGGUGCCACACGUCAUCGACCUUUUGAAAAUAUCUACCUUUGGUCAGGCAAAUCACUGACUCAAUGCUUAAGGGAGGCAUGGGAUACACAAGAUGAGUCUCGGAAAUGUGGCAAAUCCAUUAUAGAAGUUGAUGAAGAUGAUCAAAAUGACGACACAUGUGGUCUUUGUGGUGAUGGAGGAGACUUGAUCUGUUGUGAUAAGUGCCCUUCAACCUUUCAUCAAGAUUGUCUGGAACUGAAGAGUAUUCCGGAGGGUGAUUGGUACUGUCUUAACUGUACAUGUGGGGUUUGUGGAAAAGUUGGACAUUUAGGUGAAAAUGCAACCAGCACGAUGGCAGAUGUUCUCUUCUGUGAACAAUGCGAACAUGAAUAUCACAAGAAGUGUCUACAAGAGAGAGGAAGUCAAAUGUCCUGCCCUGAUUUAGAGAAUUCCUCUUUUUGUGGGAAGGCUUGUCAGAAGGUUUAUGAUGGGCUCGAACAUCUUCUUGGAACUUCAAAUUCUCUUGCGGAUGGCUUUUCUUGGACUCUCUUAAGGCGUUUUGAUGAUGACCAGCACAGUUCUUCCUCUCAAGGGCCUAGUCAAGAUAGAAUCGCGGAAUGCAAUGCAAAGCUUUCUGUUGCUCACAUAGUGAUGGAUGAAUGCUUUAUGCCUAUAGUAGACAAAAGAACCAACAUAGACAUGGUUUCAAAUGUCGUUUUUAGCUGUUGGUCAAAUUUCAGUCGCUUGAAUUAUCAAGGGUUUUACACUGCAGUGCUGGAGAAGGAUGAUGAAAUAAUUUCUGUUGCAUCAAUCAGGAUCCAUGGAGCACGUUUAGCAGAGAUGCCUCUUAUUGGAACUCGGCAUCAUUACCGGCGCCAGGGAAUGUGCCGACGUCUAGUGAAUGCAAUUGAAAAGAUGUUACUGUCUCUUCAAGUGGAAAAGCUUAUCUUACCAGCAGUACCUGAUCUUCUGCAGACAUGGACUGUAGCCUUUGGUUUUAACCCAUUGGAGGUUUCACAUAAGAAUGAAAUCAGACAUCUGAAUUUGAUGGUUUUUCCAGGCACUGAUCUGUUGCAGAAGCAGAUAUGUAGUCAAGAAACACCAACAGAUGACCCUGCAGGGAUGUGCCCCCAUGAGUCCAGGUGGCCUAUCUGAUGCAUAUACUCUGAGGACUUGGAAGUUAUGCCAUCUUAUUCCAGAUUUGGGAGGCCUGCCCCAUUUGGGCAAUAAAAAUAGAAAAAGGUUAACUACACUUUUGAGGAGGCUAUAGUAGCACCUGCAGGACUAUCCUCUUUAUUGCCUGUGUUAUCUUGUUCGGUGCAUAAUGUAUACAUUGGACCAGCAUUCCAGGAAUUGAACUGACACUGGCUUGAAGUGUUUUAUGCUGGCACCAGUUGUAUUACUAGAGACAGAAGUAACUGGGAACUAAUGGAUUGCAAGGACAGGAUACAAAGCUAACCUGGUUGUUUUGCAUAAUUCACAGGCAGAGUUUCUCUUCAUGGCAGCAUUGGAGCAUUUGCACUGUAACAGACUUUUUUUUAAUUGAGAAUCAUUUUGAUGCACCAUUGAGUAAAUACGGAUGGUAAUUGGGAAUUGAAAAUUAGCAAAAUCAGGUCAUCGGAUGACCUGUUCAUUUGCCAGAUUUCACAGGUGUAAGAGGUCCUCUUCAUGGCAGUGCAGCAUUUGUUGCAGUGGUUGUUCUUGGAGGUUAAACUGAAAGUGGACUUUGCAGCUCAUGUAUUUCAAAAGGUCAAAACAUGACGGUCGAUACACAUCUAAUAUUCAUUCUCAGGUAAUGCACAUGCAUUAUAUACCAAUAUAAUGAAACAGUUGUAGUAAUGGCAUUGCAAGCUAUUUGGUACAGGCUCUCAUUUCUGUUAAGGGAUUAGGCUUUAGCUCAUUUUAUCUCUUGAUGUAGGGUUUAUUUCAAUCUGAAAGUUGUAAAAUGUAUGCUACAUGCAUAACUUUAAUUUGUACAAAUAAAUUGGAAGAAUUCUUUUGCGGACAAGUAUUUUGUACAAUAGAUUGUUCUAUAGGCUACUCGGGUGGAUGUGUCAGGUGCUUGUGGGUCAAAAAUGUGACUGAAUGGCUAUUGGAUUCACAGAGAUGGAUCAUUUGAGAGAUGAUGGCCUCCAUUGUCAUACAUAUCACUGGUGUAGCUAAAAGAUAUUGCUUGGAGUGUACGAGAGAUCCUAUCUUAUUACAUGAAUAUUUGUGAAUGAGGUCAUCUUCUCAGUCCUACCCACCUUAUUGGUUUGUGCAGUUGACUGGUCGGUAACUGGUUAGUAAUAUUGAUACAACAAAAUCAAGUGGCUUCAGUACGAGGCUGACUAUAUUGCCAGAAAAGCAUUCAGUUAUGGACAGUCUGCAUUCAAUUAUGGACAGCCAUCUUUUUUUCAAGUCUAAAUUUUCACUUUUGGCUCCGUUUGUACGAAAAGUAAAUUGUUUUCCAUUUUCUUGAACUUAUUUCAUGUACACAAUUUAUCUGUUUUAUAUUUUACAGUGUAUAUACGGGACACCAUUUUCCAA
Molecule: messenger RNA, 6128 nt
Organism: Cryptomeria japonica (Japanese cedar)
Lineage: Eukaryota; Viridiplantae; Streptophyta; Pinopsida; Cupressales; Cupressaceae
Exons: 10
Coding region: 582-4754 (1390 amino acids)
Biological process (GO): negative regulation of DNA-templated transcription
Molecular function (GO): acyltransferase activity, transferring groups other than amino-acyl groups; transcription corepressor activity
Source: RefSeq, a predicted model, not a curated record